AUGAUCUGCGCGGCCACCCAGGGGCGUCUCCGAGGUCCGCCAGGCUCACACAAACCUCGUCUUCAUCCAGAACAAGAUCACGGGUUUGACGCAGGGCAAGGAAAGACACUGCUGCUCAAUGCGAACGGUGGUGACGAUACUGUGAAGAGGAUGGACUUGAUGAGCUUCUUGGUCUCGAUCGACGUACACCUGACGAAGGAGCGCGCCCUGGGCGUCUUCGCCCUCGUGGACCAGGAGCACGAGGCCACCAACGUCACUCGUGGAAAGACCAUGCAGCUGAAGGUGAAGAACUGCCUCGAAGACGCUAUAGACACCCAGGUCCCCAUCGACGAUCUGCUGGACAGCGCCCGCAAGGCUAAGAUGGACGGCAAUCAGGGCAAAGAGGCGUGA
Messenger RNA from Prorocentrum cordatum, 390 nucleotides. NCBI's taxonomy places the organism in Eukaryota, Dinophyceae, Prorocentrales, Prorocentraceae. The record is from the annotation of a GenBank genome assembly.